CGGCUAACGGGCAGAAAGAAGCUGCACGACGAGCAGCAGCAACACAUCGCUGCACUUCUUCUCACCUUGUGUUUGUGCUGUUUUCUGGAGGUUGACAUCGACGGAGCCCGACGUCUAUGCUUGUUGUGAGAUUUGUUUUAUCACAUUUAACCGGGGCGCAUGGAGUCGGCGUUGAAAAGGUCGGUGAGGUGUUUCGCGGACGAGAGAUCAUCCAGCUAAUGUUAGCUAGCCGCGGCCAGUCACGGAUUGAACGGUGUGUGGACUCGGGAGUGGAAGCUCGGAGGUGCUGCCCACUCUACCAACGACGGAGAGACGGACGGUCAUUGUUUAGUAACAUAAACAAUGGGGCUCAUUUUCGCCAAACUGUGGAGCUUCUUCUGUAACCAAGAGCACAAGGUGAUCAUUGUUGGACUUGAUAAUGCAGGGAAAACCACAAUCCUCUACCAGUUUCUGAUGAAUGAGGUGGUCCACACGUCACCCACCAUUGGCAGCAAUGUAGAAGAAAUAGUGGUGAAGAACACCCACUUUCUGAUGUGGGACAUCGGAGGGCAGGAGUCCCUCAGGUCCUCCUGGAACACCUAUUACUCCAACACAGAGUUCAUCAUUCUGGUGGUGGACAGCACCGACAGAGAGCGGCUCGUCGUCUCUAAAGAGGAGCUCUACAGGAUGCUGGCUCAUGAGGACCUGCGGAAAGCAGCUGUGUUGAUAUUCGCCAAUAAGCAGGAUAUGAAGGACUGUAUGUCUGCAGCCGAGAUCUCCAAAUACCUCACCCUGAGCUCCAUCAAAGACCACCCCUGGCACAUCCAGUCCUGCUGUGCACUUACAGGAGAGGGUUUGUGCCAAGGCCUGGAGUGGAUGACCUCGAGGGCCGGACUCAGAUAGCCCCUCCCUCAGCCGUGAACGGCCUGACUACCUGCACCACCCGCCGGGUGGCACUAAAGCAUCUCCUUUACAGGUUCAUGUUCUUUUUUUAUUUUUUUAAUGAUGAAUUUAAAUGGACUUGGACCCCUGCAGACAACACAGGAAGGGGGCUCAUUGUUCCUGUGGUGCUGCGAUUUCCUCUCCAGAACGAGUGAACUGACCUGGUUGUGGAGUGAGAAGUUGUUUUUAAAGUAAAGGAGGAGGAUACAUGUCCAAGUGGACACCACUUAUUUACACUACGUACAUAUCAUGUUACACCAUAUCAUAUCACGAGAUUGCCAUAAACACCAUGUUGGUGCCCAGCUUUGAGAAGUACUGUGCAGCUCUAAUACCAUUGUUGUUUCUCUGUAAAUGUGUGUUCAGGUACAAACCCACAGGGCAAAGGGAUUACAAGCAGUAUUGUCAAAGCAGUUUGCUGGGAAAGGUAGCACUACAUAGUGUUUUUUUUUUUUGUUAUAUAAACAAAGUUCUCAUGUUUGUUUUGUUUUGGGUUUUUUUUUUUUUGGUAGCACAGCCAUCGAUUUCUGUUACACAUGAUCUCAGUUUCAUAAGCUACAUUGUUGUUCUCACAUUUGAAGGGUUUCACAAAUGAACCUUGAGCCUGGACCAGUGUGUAAUCAAGCCAAGCGGUGCAGAAUCCAAGUGUUGGCAUGGUAACCGACUAAACUCAAGACAAACCCACUGGAGCCCUAAGCAGACCUGCAUUCAUACAUUUGAUUUACCGUAAAAUCGGGAAUAUAAGUCGCUCGAUAUAUAUGACGCAGUCUGAUUUUAGAGGGAGAAAAAUUGUCUAAACUUUCUUCCUGCGUGAUGAUUUCUAUUUUCUAAGUCCGUUUCUUUGCAGCUCUGAAGCUCUUGAAAUCAGUCAGGUUUUCCCUCUGUAAAGUCUGCACUCCUACUAGCUACAGUACGGUAGUUGAGCUCUCAGCUCCCGGUGAAAGUUACAGACCCACCGCCCCGCGAGUCGUACUGCUCACCGCCACUGGUCACGCGUUAACUUUAAUGAAGGACUCUUUCAGUUUUAUUUACGAAUCAAUAUACCACCCUUUAAUUUAAAUUCAUGCUUAUGACAUAAUGAGAGAAAAUAGAUGUUCAAAAGUCGUGCAGCCAAUCUGGUCGUGGUCACACUGAUGUUUAAGGCGUAGAUUAAAAAAUAGGUAUUAUAAGUGCGUCUUAAACCAGAUUUUACGAUACUCUGAUUCCCCGGUUGUUUCCUUGAGAUCUCGGCUCAUAACGUUUCCGUCAGAGUUACAGAGGCAAAAAAUCAAACGUAUAAAAUAAGGUUAACUUGCCUCGUUGGUGUGGGCAGUGACAGCUUGGCAUGCUGUAGUCUCGCCUUUCACAGAGACCGUCUUAUUCUUAUUGUUUAUAGCAAGAAGAAUAUUUGUUAUCCCAACAAAAUGACAAUGAGUCGGUUUUAAAGCAAAACUAAGAUUUUUACCCCGAGAUAAUAACAUAUAUAAUUCGAGAUCUCAGCGGAACGAAGUGAAAACUUCCAUAUGACGGGAACAUUAAUGUAUACAUGCAUGUCUGCUUCGGGCUUCCAUACAGCCAGCUCUUCUCUAAUUCAAAGUAUUAAACGGCUGAAAACAAUUUCUGAUACAGGUAACACGCUCAGUUUUAAUAACAGUAUUUUAAAUUAAAACACUGCUUUUAUUUAGUUUUAUUGGCUUUUAUGUAAAGCAGGGAUCAUGGCGAGUUAGCAUCUGGAUCGAUUUUGGAUUCACGAUGAUCAUUGAUUCUCUGGGUGUGUUUGUGUGUGUGUGUGUGUGUGAGAGAGAGUCCUCAUGUUUGGUUAAUUCUUUUGUCCUGGACCAUUUUACAAAAGGGAUCAGAACAGGUGCCACACGUGUACAGGAAGGUGUAACUUGACGACCAUCAGAACUCGAUUUUUCCGUAGCAUUAAGAUGAUCUGAACAUUUCCGCCAUCCCGCAGCUCGAAUACUUGACCCUCCUCCGCCUUAUUACCCGUGCUGUCCCGAGUGUCUGGGCGAUGGCGUUGACAGUGUGCCCCUUGUUUUGACCCGCUAUAAGAAUCCCUUGUUAACAGAUCUAUGCACGUGUCACUUUGAAACCAUGUUUACCAUUUUCAAGCUCAAAUCAGUGGCCAAAAAAAAGGAGGCGGUGCAUGAGUUUCAUCGGUUUAAAAAUGGCGUCCCAUCGUGGUCAGGGAGUGUGCCUCUGGGUCUCUUGAAUAAGGUGGGGUAAAGUAUUUUUACACUUACAGGGUUCUGCCCCGGACCCUGCAGGGUUAAGGUUUACAGCUUUUACCUUGAUCUGACAGAGCAAGGGAAGUAGAACAUGUACUCUCUGUGGGGUGGUUAUCAGUCGGGGUCAUGGACUGUAUUUCACUUGUUUUCAAUAAAAGUUGGUUUUCAAUUUUGA
Labrus mixtus (cuckoo wrasse) is the source of this 3306-nucleotide messenger RNA. RefSeq names its product ADP-ribosylation factor-like 8 (gene arl8). Gene Ontology annotation, molecular function: GTP binding; GTPase activity. Bases 343 to 882 code for a protein of 179 amino acids. Gene Ontology annotation, biological process: protein localization to Golgi membrane; intracellular protein transport; vesicle-mediated transport. NCBI's taxonomy places the organism in Eukaryota, Metazoa, Chordata, Actinopteri, Labriformes, Labridae. The record is from RefSeq and is a predicted model, not a curated record. The transcript is spliced from 6 exons. Gene Ontology annotation, cellular component: trans-Golgi network; cytoplasm.